Penicillium antarcticum is the source of this 900-nucleotide messenger RNA. RefSeq lists its product as uncharacterized. NCBI's taxonomy places the organism in Eukaryota, Fungi, Ascomycota, Eurotiomycetes, Eurotiales, Aspergillaceae. The coding region runs from base 1 to 900 and encodes 299 amino acids. The record is from RefSeq and is a predicted model, not a curated record. The transcript has a single exon.
AUGUCGCAAAAGAAGCCCAACCGCAGACUCCUACACCGGAUCAUUGAGGCAGCCUUAGAUCGCGAAGAAGCGGGCUACCCGCCCAUGGCUGCCCACGCAGCGGCGGCUAUGGGCGCGCAAAAUGGUGGAUAUGGACAAGAUAUGCCAGCAGGCCCACCAAAGCGAGUGACUACAACACAGAUGGAAUCUCUCAUUCCAAUCAACGACAAGCUCCUCGUCUUCCGCGCCUUGACCGGUAUCGACAGUGUCCCUGCACUCACACAGCAGGGCCACCUCCUGCGGAGUGCACCCAAUGUCGGUAUCUAUACCCGUGUUAUCACAAAUGAAACCAAGGCUCAGCGCGCCUACAAAAUCUUCAACUUCCUCAUCAACACCUGUCUCGGCGUUCAAGUCGUCGUUGCCGCUGCAGUGACUGCACUUGGCGCAGCCAGCGGCCCACACUCUGCUGUCACCGCGUUCGGUGCGAUCAACACGAUUAUGGCCGGUGUCUUGACCUACCUCCGGGGUUCAGGACUCCCAGACCGUCUCAAGAACUACCAAAACCAAUGGAAGAAUAUCCGAGAGUACAUUGAGCAACGCGAGCGAGAGUUCUGUUUGGUCAGCUGUGAUCUAGACGUACAAGAAGAAGUCUUCAUCGUCGAAAGCAUGUACCAAAGCGUCAAAUCAGAAAUGGAGACUACAAAGAGCACCGAAAGCAAGAACCAGCAACCAGACGAUCCACGCAUCCGUCGCUCUGUCUUGCCACCCUCACAUGAUCAGUCGUACAGAGGAUCUACGCAGCCAGGACGCGCAGACACGACCCUAAAUUACGAUCCAUCUUGCCAGAGACAACAUACUGAGCCUGGGCCAGUCAGCCCAAUCGCCACUCCGGAGCCAGCAUUGGAGAAAGAGAAACAGUGA